Messenger RNA from Penicillium riverlandense, 1278 nucleotides. RefSeq names its product FAD-dependent oxidoreductase. The record is from RefSeq and is a predicted model, not a curated record. Gene Ontology annotation, biological process: ubiquinone biosynthetic process. Gene Ontology annotation, molecular function: FAD binding; oxidoreductase activity. NCBI's taxonomy places the organism in Eukaryota, Fungi, Ascomycota, Eurotiomycetes, Eurotiales, Aspergillaceae. Gene Ontology annotation, cellular component: mitochondrion. The coding region runs from base 1 to 1278 and encodes 425 amino acids. The transcript has 4 exons.
AUGGGAAUUCAAAAAGUCAUCGUUGUGGGAGCAGGACCAUCGGGUCUCAUCCUAGGUCUCUUACUCUCCAAACAAGGAAUCCAAGUCGAGCUGCUUGAUGCCGGCGCUGAACUCGACAAACAGCCUCGCGCAGCCCACUAUGCAUCCCCUGCCGCAUACGAGCUGUCGCGAGCCGGCGUCCUAGAAGAUGUCAAGGCACGCGGACUCCUGCCCCAGAGCUUUGCAUGGAGAAAGCUCGAUACAACUUUCGUCGCCGGCCUAAAUCUUCAAGCGCUGCCUCCAGACUAUCCAUACAAAAUGGUUGUUCUUCCACUCGACCGACUGGGGAAGCUUCUUUACGAACACAUCCAACGCCAACCAACGGCGGAGGUCAAAUGGUCUCACAAAGUUGUUCGAAUUGGCCAGGGUCAAGAAAAGGCAUGGGUCGAGGUUGAGACCCCGUCUGGUCUGCAGAGAUCUGAGGCGGACUAUGUCAUAGGCUGUGAUGGUGCCAGCAGCACCGUGCGACAGGAGCUGUUCGGGCCUGAGUAUCCCGGCGAGACGCUGAAUGCGCAGAUUAUUGCUACAAAUGUGAGACCAAUGGCAUUAAAGGAUGACUCUUAUGCUUAUUUGUACUAUCAGGUGUAUUAUGAUUUUGACCGCUACGGAUACUGGGACAGCAAUUUCAUUAUCCACCCGAAGAACUGGUAUAUGGCGGCUCGCAUCACGACUGAUGGACUCUACCGUGUGUCAUAUGGAGACAUCCCAGGCCUUAGUCGCGAAGAAUAUCUUGCUCGCCAGCCACAGAGAUACGAAGAGAUCCUGCCCGGCAAUCCGAAGCCGGGUGAAUAUCGCAUCACGAAUAUCAGCCCCUACAGGCUGCAGCAACGAUGCGCACCCAGCUUCCGCGUCGGAAGAAUUCUGCUUGCGGCAGAUGCGGCCCAUCUUUGCAACCCAUUUGGCGGUUUGGGAUUGACAGGUGGCAUCGCGGACGUGGGAAGUCUCUUCGAUGCGCUGAUGGGAAUCCACAAGGACCUUGCCGACGACGCAAUCCUGGAUAAAUACAGCGAGGUACGCAAGCGCAUCUGGGCCGAGACGAUUGACCCAAUGUCCCGAGAGAACUUCCGGCGGCUGCAUGAUCAAGAUCCGGACAAGGCGCGGGAAAACGACGAGUUCUUCCAGCUUUGUGUGAAGUCAGAGACAGAUAGUGAGCUUGCCAAAGAUCUCGCUUUGGGACUCGAAGUGCUUCGCCACGAUAUGACACAGUAUUAUACCAAAAAGGAGGAAUUUAGACCGUAA